Messenger RNA from Tetrahymena thermophila SB210, 1062 nucleotides. RefSeq lists its product as hypothetical. The record is from RefSeq and is a predicted model, not a curated record. The transcript is spliced from 2 exons. NCBI's taxonomy places the organism in Eukaryota, Ciliophora, Oligohymenophorea, Hymenostomatida, Tetrahymenidae.
AUGGGUGCUUGUGGUACAAAAGCUAAAAUGCCUAAGAAUGUAAAAAAGAAUAAUUAAGAUAAAUACCAAGAAAAGGAAACUAAUGACAAUAAUCCUGCUGAUUUAGAAGAUUAUGUUAUUCCAUAAGAUUUUGAAUAAAAGAUUGAAUUUCUAUGUAGCCAAAAGUUUAACAAACAUUUAAGAAUGAGAUCUGUAGAUACAAACUUUUUUUACAAAGUAAUAGUUGAGUCAAAUAUCACAAAUAAUCCAGAGCUCGAAAAAGCGAUAAUUAAUGUUAGAGAAAAGAUAAGACAAAAGAAUGAGCAAAUUACAAGAAACGUAGAUAACAAAGGUAGUACUUGCAUACAGGUGAUUAGUGAAUAUCACAACAAAAUCAAAGAUUUUGAUUUUAAAGGCUUAUUAGCUAUGAUGCUGUAAGAUAAAUGCACAGAUAAUUAAAUUCCUCCUUUGAUAGAAAAAGUGUUAACAAUAUCAAUAAAGUGUUUUUAAAUAGUAUUGUCCAUUCUUUUAUGCACAGACUAAGAAUCUAUAGAAAAAUGGUGGAAUAUUAAUAAAGAUAACUAAAAUAUCACAGAAGAGUUUUUUGCAGAAAUUUUAGAUAUUCAUAAAUAGCUAUCUCUUAAAAAUGAAUAACAUCAAUAGGUUAUUUCUAUGCUCGCUUCUAGAAGAGUUACUAAAGAAUUGGUCUUAUUUAAUGAAGACAAAACUAAAAAUAUUUCUUCAAAUUCCAACAAACCUAACAGUAAUUCAAAUGUUGAAGAGCAAAAUCUCAAAGAUAUGGCAAACUCAUACUUAAAUUAAUUAUAUGGAGGAGUUCAGCCAAACGCAACAAGUCAGCCAGAAUUAAAAAAUGAAAAUUCCCAAGAUAUAAAAAGCUACGUUUGUUCUUAUCUGAAGAAUCUAUACUCUUAGAGUUAUAAAUAGCUCGAAAAUAUUGAAAAUAUAGAAAAUAUUUAUGAUAUAGACUUAGAAACUAACCAUAAAGCCCUUGAUUGUAUAAACUACUCUUUAAUACCAUAAAAUGUGCAAAAAAAGCAAAUGUAUAUGCUAAGAAAGGAUUGA